Molecule: messenger RNA, 528 nt
Organism: Microthlaspi erraticum
Lineage: Eukaryota; Viridiplantae; Streptophyta; Magnoliopsida; Brassicales; Brassicaceae
Source: the annotation of a GenBank genome assembly
AUGAAGUCUGAGGAAACUGUUACCGGAGCAAUGACGAAUACGGCGGCAGAGGCUCCGUACGACGAAGCUCAGACGUGGGUUUGUUGGGACAUAGAGAAAUGCCCUGUUCCCAGAGGCUGCAGAGCCGAUAAGAUCGCCGGGAAAAUAAAAUCGGCGCUGGUUAAAUUGAACUACCUCGGUCCGAUUUCCAUCUCCGCAUAUGGAAACAUGGAUCACAUCGCUCCUUCCAUCAAGAAAGCUCUCUCUUCCUCCGGAAUCGUUCUUAACCACGUCCACCCAGGUGAUUUUCGGUUACAUGUGUUCCACAAGAUCAUGUUUUGGCCGUUUAACAAUCCAGCUCCGGCGAAUAUAAUGGUCAUCUCCCGUGACGAGUCUCUCUAUUUCACGUUUCCCGAUAUGGAAGCGCAGGGAUACAACUUUCUUCUGGCGCAUCCCACAAACGCUUCCGACUAUUUCAUCGAUUCCGCAAAGACCACGUGGCUAUGGAGAAGCUUGUUGGAUGAACCAGAGACGACGACCGAGCCAUAA